Messenger RNA from Hevea brasiliensis (rubber tree), 740 nucleotides. RefSeq lists its product as uncharacterized. The record is from RefSeq and is a predicted model, not a curated record. NCBI's taxonomy places the organism in Eukaryota, Viridiplantae, Streptophyta, Magnoliopsida, Malpighiales, Euphorbiaceae. The transcript is spliced from 2 exons. Bases 198 to 473 code for a protein of 91 amino acids.
UACGUCGUUUUCUUUUAUAAUUUACUACUGCUAGUCCCAACUGUCUCACGAUUUUCCUCCAAGCCGCAAGCCCGUCAGUUUAGAAGCCACCACCGCCAUUGUCGUUCACCAUUACUGCUCUCUCCCACUCUCGCCGUCGCGGUCGAUCACCAACUCGAAGCCAUAGCCGUGGCUGCUGCAAUUGAACUGAAACAGUAAUGGCAAAAGGUCUGAUAUGGGCAACAGCUGAAGAUCUGGCAAGGAAUAGAGGACAUGUUAUUUCUCUUUAUCGCCAAAUAUUGCGCAGCCUCAACUCUCCAAAUUUGCCUCUUAAUUUAGCUGCUAGACUGGCUAAGAAGGCUGAAGUUCGUGCCAUCUUCAUGCUGGCUUCUGAGGAGAGAUCCCUCCACAACAUCAAUGAUCUUAUCAACACUGCUGAAUAUGCUCUCUCCAUCCUGAGAAAAGGUGAAAUCCCCAACUCCAUCCAGUGGUAAUGGGCUACCAAACAUAGAAUUUAAAGUUUGAGUUCUGCAGCUUUCAGUUAUAUAUUUAAAAUUUAACAAAGAAUCAUUUAGCAUUUUUUUCCUUUUAAUUUUUAUUUUAUUUUCAGAGAUGCCAUAGUAAUCAGAAAUCAUCACCAAAAACUUCAGCAUUAUUCUUUGAUCACCCUUGUGUUGUAUAAUCAGAUAGCUACUCUUUAAUAAAUUUUUUUUUUUUAAAAUAUUUCAAAUUUAAUAUAAAAAUAAAUUGAUAUGUGUUUA